Schizophyllum commune H4-8 is the source of this 1448-nucleotide messenger RNA. RefSeq lists its product as uncharacterized. Bases 229 to 1308 code for a protein of 359 amino acids. The record is from RefSeq and is a predicted model, not a curated record. Lineage: Eukaryota; Fungi; Basidiomycota; Agaricomycetes; Agaricales; Schizophyllaceae. The transcript has 3 exons.
UCAAAGGAGAGGAAAGUCUACCUUCCCCUUGAAAGGCUUGACAAGUGCGCUGUAUGCGGGUUGACGAACAACCUACGCCUGUGCUCCAGGUGCGGGGAGCGCAUAUACUGUGGUGAACAAUGCCAAACGACGGACUGGCCUGAGCACAAGCGCGUAUGCGGCAAGACCGACCGCAUAAGUCUUACCUCCUUCUACCCUUUCCUCGCUCUGCUUGCCGAAAUCAGUCGCAUGCACCCCGAGAGACCCAUGCACCCCGCCAUAGCGCACGAAAUCCUCAACUCCCCUAACCCGGGAGUCCCUCCCACCCGCUUCCACGACGGUUCCUCCGCUAAACUCGUCAUGCUCGGCGAUCGCGUCCCCUUGGAAUACAAUUGCUCAGCGCGCUGGUGGCCUACCGGUCAAACAGAUCAGAUUCGCAAGAAACUCACGAACCGCUUCCUUCGCGAGGGCAACUCGCUGUCUAUUCUCACUUCCAUUUGCCUCGCCCUCCUUUCCGAGAUGUACACGACGACCUACGUGCCGAAGGAGGCAUCACUGGAUAUCAAGCCGCAACCCCGUCUCCGCCUCAAGUACCGCAGCUCGCCGAUCGCGGACUUCGGGAUCGCGAAAGGGAGUGCAGAUGUCAAGACGCAGGACCGCUUCGCUUACUUCAGUGCGCCGGACUUACGCUUCUGGAUGGGUGAGGACCCGAACGAGCACUACUGGCUGUGGUUCCGCACGAUACGCGGCGAAGAAGUUACACUCGACCUCGACAUGUACACGUUCAAUAUGUGCAUGCUCGUACCGACGGCGCCGUACCGCAACGCGCACUGCCCGCCGUCGGAGGUGAUGCGAUACGCGCCGGCGUACCUCUACGAGCGCGAGUUCCAAAAACGUGUCAUUCCGUUGACGCAGGAGCGCAGCCGCGCGUCUGUCCUGCGCGACCCGGCGCUGCAGAGGGCUAUCCGUACAAGUGGCUCUGCGAUCGGCGGAGAGGACGUGCGCGCGAUCCACCAGUGGAUGGAGCAACUCGCGGGAAAGCAAAUUCCCAGGACCGAAGUCGACCUCAUGAUGAAGUGGACGAUCAACAACCUCGACCUUCUCGGCGCGACGCUGGCGAACCGCGACUGGACGAGAUUUCCUGAGUCGCCGUCGUUCGCCAUCGACGCCGACCCCGGAGAAAUGGACAAUGAGCCUGGGGAAGCGGAUGGUGACUGGUACAAAUUCGCGGAGAAGUGGACGAAGAAGUACAAGAAGGGGAAGAUUUCCAGGGAGGCGUUCGACAAGGCGCAUAGGGAGUGGAAGAACCACGUCAAGCCUAGUAAAUAAGUUUUUCAGGAGACGAUGGACAAUUGUAUCAACACUUGUGUCACUGCUGUAUCGUACCUACUGUAUGUGUAUCAUACCUUGAGCUUCAAGAGCGCUCACCUUGUAAGAUAUUAGUAGGAAGAAAGUUGACCAUGACGAUA